Lycium barbarum (goji berry) is the source of this 1179-nucleotide messenger RNA. RefSeq names its product zinc finger protein ZAT11-like. Bases 63 to 554 code for a protein of 163 amino acids. Lineage: Eukaryota; Viridiplantae; Streptophyta; Magnoliopsida; Solanales; Solanaceae. The record is from RefSeq and is a predicted model, not a curated record. The transcript has a single exon.
AAAUUCUCACAUUUCUUUCAAAGUUCCAAUAUAUAUCUUUGUUCUUGAUUAAUUCCAUCAAUAUGACAGCCCUGAAAAGAAGCAGAGAAGACAAUGGUCAAGUGGAAGCAGAAGCCAUGGCUAACUAUGCCUUAAUGCUCAUGGCUCGUUUAAACAACAGCAACACUUCUUCAUCAGAUCAUCACAAUGAUUUUGAAUGCAAGACUUGUAAUAAACGGUUCCCAUCUUUCCAAGCCCUCGGUGGUCACCGUACAAGUCAUAAUAAACGGCCAAAAUUACUCGGAGAAUUUGUUAUUGAAGCCAAAAAGAACAAAAUGCAUAAAUGUUCUAUAUGUGGAAUGGAGUUUUCUUUGGGCCAAGCUUUAGGUGGCCACAUGAGGCAUCACCGUGAUAAAAUCAAUAAAACGUCGAUGAUAAUAUCGGUGUUGAAGAAGUUAAAUAGCAGCAAGAGAAUUGUUUGCUUGGACUUAAACUUAACCCCUCAUGUUGAUGUUGAUUUCAAGUUAUGGCCGAUGACACCGGUUUCAUUUCCUGUAUUGCGAAUCUUUAUUUAAUUCUUUUUGAACACUUUGCGUUCAUUUUUCGUGUAUAUAAUCCCUACUAAGUUAGCUGAUUCUUUUACAUAUGUUGUAUCUGUCCAUAUACCACCUAGAAUUUCGAUAUGUAUACAUAUCAUGUGUUCGAUUUUGUUACCUUGAAUAUUAUAUACUGGUAUAAUAACAUCGAACAUAAAAAUAAUUCAAUCAAAUGUGAUUCAAAUAUUCCUAUGUACUGCUACGUCAAAAUCUGAUGUGGCAAAGAAGACUGAACCUCCGAUAAAACGGGGCAGAUGUGCAAAAAACGAAAAUCAGGGGCUAUUUUGGUCUAAUUUUGAUGUGGAAAUAUUGGGGAGUUAUAAAAACAACACUUGAAGGAAAAUAUCAUCAUGUUUGGCCAAUUUCAAUACAAGUUUUGGAGACUAGGGUUUAUCAACUCACACUUUGGAAGAAAAGAUUUAAAGACCUAGAUGAGAAAUUUCUUACUCUUUUACUCAUUUCUUCAAUUCCUUGUUAUGUAUUGAAUAUCUAAGUGUGUAGUACUCCAUUCCAUUACUUGAAUCUUGUUUAUGGAAAUAUUCUAUGAUUAAAGUUUGGAUGAAACUCUUGUUUUGCUUAUGUAUUGAAUGAUUUUUAUUGCUAA